AAAGCAGUAGAAAUAUUUUGUACUGAGAACUCAGUGUAAAGGUCAGAUUCUGUCUGACGGGGAUUUCAGUGCUAAAAGUUUUCUGUGAAUGUUGAUGAGUUUGUGUUGUUGUUGUUUGGCAGAGCGAGGAGGACGACACGAGGAGCGUCACAACGUCCUCCGUCAUGUCUCUGUUCCACAGGGUUUCUCUGGAUCCUCUGGAGAAGGAGUGGCUGAAGAGCUGUGCCGUGGGGAACAUGGCCGCCCAGGGCCGGCUGCUCGCUCAGGAGCCCGGGCUCGUGCUAAAGAAGGACUUCAUCACUUUUACAGCGCUUCACUGGGCAGCCAAGCACGGCCGUGAGGAUGCCGUGGACAUGAUGCUUCACUCUGGAGCCGAUGUCAACGUCAGAUCAGGUUACACAGCUCUUCACCUGGCCUCCAUCCACGGACACCAGGACGUCGUUCAGACCCUGAUCAACACUCACAAUGCUAAAACCAACAUCAGAGAUUACCACGGGAAGAUGGCCGUUCAGUACUGGAGUGGCAGCACCGACGUCUUCGACAAACCCGAGUCUCAGUCAGGCGGGAGGUGUGUUCGCCGUCGGCGGACACAGCGUUACGCUCUGCCAUCCUUGCUGCUGUCUCGCUCUCGCAGUCAGGGACAGCUCAACCUGGAGUUCAGGACGCCGCCUCAGUCCUGCUCCCACGACGCCUUGGACCUCCAUGUUUAAAGUUCCUCGCCCUGCCUGAAACCCGGUGACCUGCUCUGUCCUCGUUCGGUCCACUCAAGGUUUCUGGGCUUGAAACCACAGAUGGCUGCAGGAGGUGGAUGUGAGCUGUGUUACUGCUAAAGAGCAGACCCGGACCUGAACACAAGAUGGGCCUCAUUUUAAAGCCAAGGUUCAUCAAGCAGAGGUGUCAAACAUAAGGCCUGCGGGCCAGAAUUGGCCCUGCAAAGAUCCAAGGAGGACAUGAACUGUAAGUUUGCUGAUGAAGCCCUGCCUCAUGCUCAUUCAGGCCUCACCAAAGUGAUGAAGAACAGAUAAAGAAUUAAAGUUUUUUCACUCUUGACUGUAGAAACGUGUUUUUUAUAGAAAAACAAAAACAGACGUUUUCUGUGAAUCAACAGAAACGUUCAGUCUGAGCAACGAGCCACAGAACCUCUCCAAUUUUACAUAUCUUUCUCUUUAUGUAGAAAAUCUUCUUAUUCAGAUAUCUCAGGGAUUAAGUGUGUGGAGUUUCACCGGGAUGUAUGUGUCCCACCUUGUUAAAUCACUUUGAUGUUUCCUGCUUUAAAGCAGGGGUG
Molecule: messenger RNA, 1285 nt
Organism: Oreochromis niloticus (Nile tilapia)
Lineage: Eukaryota; Metazoa; Chordata; Actinopteri; Cichliformes; Cichlidae
Product: ankyrin repeat domain-containing protein SOWAHC
Exons: 8
Coding region: 165-710 (181 amino acids)
Molecular function (GO): protein binding
Source: RefSeq, a predicted model, not a curated record